ACACGGAAUGACUUAUACAACAGUUGUAUACCACAGAUUGUUUAUUACGAUGUUCAUAGUCAUUAACUUACUUCUUGCCAUUUUGCCUGCCCAAGGGGCAAUAGAUUGUCUGUGUGCUAAAGAGGAUCUCAGCGUCCCAACGAAUACCGGGCACUUAGUGGUAGCACGUGGUGAGUGUACAGGCAUUGAGGACAAAGUUGGAGACAGUCACCAGGCCGUGUGGUUCCAGGUCAAACACGGCAAUGAGAACCAACAUGCACAGAUAUAUCCACUCAGUGUCAAAAAUACUUUCUGGGCACACCAAAACUGCAAAAAAUACUGCAAUGUCUGUGAUACACAUCUCACCAUGUGUGGUGACGAGGAACCUAACUGUCACCUGUACGGCAAGUCGGCGUGUAGUCAGUAUGGCGUGUGGGCGCGUCAGAAACGCAAGCAGUAUUGUGGUUUCUGCGAUGAAUUUUGUUUGGAUAACUUAAAGGACUGCUCAUCGUACGGCAAGUCUGUGUGUACACAGUAUGCGUCGUGGGCCUUGACUCACUGUCAGAACUUUUGCGAUUUAUGCGACGUAACAACAUCAACAACUACUACUACUGCGACUACAACGACGACGACAACAACUACUGUCGCCACAACGUUUUCAGGAUGCAAAGAUAUGGACGGCAUCAGCUGCAAGUGGCUCGACGAUACAAGUGACAUAUGCUCCGAUGAAGCCUCGGCACACGAGUAUUGCCCCAAAUAUUGUAACAUCUGUGGUGUGAGGACAGCAGUACUUUUUGGGCGGUAGCGUGAUGUUAUACAGUUGUAACAACGCCUGCAUCGUUAUAAUCAUUU
Haliotis rufescens (red abalone) is the source of this 831-nucleotide messenger RNA. RefSeq lists its product as uncharacterized. The record is from RefSeq and is a predicted model, not a curated record. The coding region runs from base 8 to 784 and encodes 258 amino acids. Lineage: Eukaryota; Metazoa; Mollusca; Gastropoda; Lepetellida; Haliotidae. The transcript has 6 exons.